CGUCCUGGCCCGGACCGGAAGUGACUUCCAGCCUUUCCCAAUCCCAAACUGUGGGCGUUUCUUUUUUCCCUUCAAUCUUUCUCCACUUCAGAUUAUUUUUCUGGGUGUUGCCUGCGUGGUUUCAAAGUUUGGGAUUUCUAUCCUUGUUUUUUCUUUGAGUUUUCAUACAGUUACCGGGUCGGUCUUCCCGGUUUCCCGCAUUUCCCCCCCCAGAAAGCUUUGCUUUAUUGUAGCCACCGUUAGCUAACUAAGCUAACUGGGAUCGACCCGUCCGAUGCAGGCCAUUAAGUGUGUAGUGGUGGGCGACGGGGCUGUGGGGAAAACAUGUCUGCUCAUCAGCUACACCACCAACGCCUUUCCGGGGGAGUACAUCCCCACAGUGUUUGAUAACUACUCAGCCAACGUGAUGGUGGAUGGGAAGCCGGUCAACCUGGGUCUGUGGGACACGGCGGGUCAGGAGGACUACGACAGGCUCAGGCCGCUGUCUUACCCUCAGACGGAUGUCUUCCUGAUUUGCUUCUCCUUGGUCAGUCCCGCCUCGUUUGAAAACGUCAGAGCCAAGUGGUACCCGGAGGUCAGACACCACUGUCCGGUCACGCCCAUCAUCCUGGUGGGCACCAAGCUGGACCUGAGAGACGACAAGGACACCAUCGAAAAGCUGAAGGAGAAGAAGCUCUCCCCGAUAAUCUACCCGCAGGGUUUGGCCAUGGCCAAGGAAAUAAGCGCGGUGAAGUACCUGGAGUGCUCGGCUUUGACGCAGCGCGGCCUGAAGACGGUGUUUGAUGAAGCCAUCAGGGCCGUCCUGUGCCCCCCGCCCGACAGGAAGAAGAAGAGGAAGUGCAGAAUACUCUAACGGAGAUCCUCUCAGAACCAAAACACCAAAGAACAUCUGGUUUGAGUUUGGGGUGGAGCAGCGUUCCCACGUGUCCGUUCCGACGGAACUUCCCGCUGAAAGGAGCAAACGGAUUUGUUUGGUUUUCAAAUGAGGUGUUUUCUGACUGUUUGCUCCUUUCAGGCGGGAUUCUUGUAAAGGCCUUUGGGGAAAAUGAAGGAACGUGGUGACGUUACUUGAAUAUUUCAUGAAACUUCCAUAGACGUAACUCAAAAAAAAAGAAAAUUACCACCAGAUUCCUGCUGCCUUGACCAACAUUUCCUGUUUUUAUCGCCCGUUUCCCGUCAUCUUCAGCGACCCGUUUGUUUACAUGUCUGACCGGACCGAGGUGCUGCUUCUUCUACUCGUUGGGAGUUUUAUUUUGAAGGUCUGAAUCCAUCCGUCUGUCCGUGUUUGUAAAGUCAGUAUUUGAUGAGUGAAGCUCAGCGAGGUCGUUUUGAUCCAGGAAAAGUGCUUUUAAGGCUUCACGCGUCGACUUCCUGUUUGGCCCCAUUUCUUAAUGUUCGAUGAAGGUCGGAACUCAUUUUGAUGCUUUUAUUGUGAAGUCUCUUCAGUUACUUCUCGACCUUUUGUGUUUGUUUUUAUGAGAUGAGAUCAAGUUGCUCUGAGGAACCCCUGAAUCUGGACUCAGCAGCUGUCAGAACAUGUUACGGUUUUAUAGAGCGAGAUGGAGAUUUUUUAAACAAAUAAAUUUGGUAAAAGUGA
Oryzias melastigma (Indian medaka) is the source of this 1597-nucleotide messenger RNA. RefSeq names its product ras-related C3 botulinum toxin substrate 1. NCBI's taxonomy places the organism in Eukaryota, Metazoa, Chordata, Actinopteri, Beloniformes, Adrianichthyidae. Gene Ontology annotation, biological process: establishment or maintenance of cell polarity; cortical cytoskeleton organization; regulation of cell shape. Bases 275 to 853 code for a protein of 192 amino acids. Gene Ontology annotation, molecular function: GTPase activity; GTP binding; protein kinase binding. The transcript is spliced from 6 exons. Gene Ontology annotation, cellular component: cytoskeleton; cell cortex; dendritic spine. The record is from RefSeq and is a predicted model, not a curated record.